AUUCUGAAGAGUAUCCCAAAACUAACAGAAAAUUUUAUACACUACCAUUUCGCAUUCUCUCUCUCUUUCUCUCACACACACACCACAUCGCACAAACAAAUCAACAACAAAACAAAACCCUAUUUUUCUAACUUCCUUCUACUCAUAACAACACACUCAUUUUCUUUCUCUCAACAAAAACAAAAACCAACCUCAUUCCCAAAACAAACAACACUCUCCACAAUUCAACAACACUUUGCGAUAAAACUCGAAACGCAUUCUCACAACAACAACAACAACACUCUUAUUUCAAAACGGUUAUCGAAACGGUUGCGUUUCUUUAAUCCUUAUCAUCGAUUAAUCAAAAUCACUCACUCGCUUUAAAAAACUCUCUAGGGUUAUCGAAACCAUCUCUCUCUCUCUCUCUCUCGCUUUCGUUUUUCGAUUCCCAAAAUUCUCUCCCUCUCUCUCUCUCUGGAACCCUAGGUUUUGGAAUAGUUACUAUUGCACGUGCGUGUAAUUCUAGGGUUUCUCUUUCGUGACGCAUUUUUCACCCUGUAUAGGGUUUUCAAUCGGUUCAUAAAUUCGUGCUUAAUUCUUUGGAUGGUUUCGUUAAUCGAUUGUUAAGAGUUUCAUCAUUGUUUUCGUAUUGUGCUUUUUGGUGUGAGAAUCGAUUUUCUCUACGGAGAGAGAUAGAGAUUAUGAUUCUCUGAUUUUUCUAGGUUUUGGUUGAAUCAAUCUUUCUAAUUGAAGAUGGAGGUUUAGAGAACCUUUUCUUUUACGGCAUUGUCUUGUGUUUCGAGAUUGCGGCGUUGUUGGAGCCGUUACAACCGUGAAUUUGGGAUUAAUUUUUUAGGGUUUCUAGAACUGAGGGAAAAUGAGGGGUGAAUAGUUUAGGUUAGUAUUCAGAGUAUAACAGCGGUGUUGUUUUAGGGUUGGGGGUGGUGAAGGUGGUUCUGCAUUUUUUUGGGUUGAUUCUGAUGAUGUUCAGUUUUCAUUAUGGAAAAAAGUGAACCUGCUUUAGUUCCACAAUGGUUGAGAAGUGCUGGAAGUGUUGCCAGUUCAUCCCCCCAUUUUGCAUCUUCUUCUAAUCAUACCGAUUCUCAUAGUGUAGCCAAUCAUACAAGGAAUAGAUCUUCUAAGACAGCUGGUGAUUUUGAUAGUCCUCGUUCCGUGUUUCUUGAACGAACAUUUUCGUCAAAUUCUCGGAGGAGUGCUAUCAAUGGCUCUGCAAAGCAUGCUUACAGUAGUUUCAACAGAAAUCAUCGUGAUAAGGACCGUGAUAGAGAUAGGGAUAGAGAUAAAGAUAGAUCCCAUUUUUUAGACCACUGGGAUCGUAACUGUUCUGAACCAUUGGCUGACCUCUUCGCUGGAAGGACAGAGAGGGAUACUUUGAGGCGUUCUCAUUCAUUGGUCUCCAGGAAGCAGAGUGAGCCUGUGAACCACAGAGGGACAGUAGAUACAAAAUCUGGUAGCAAUUGCAACCAGAGCAACGGCAAUGAUGUGCUUUCUGGGGGUAGUAUUGGCAGCAGCUUUCACAAAGCUGUUUUUGAUAAGGAUUUUCCAUCACUUGGAGGAGAUGAAAGGCCGGGUUCAGCUGAAAUAGGCAGAGUUGCAUCUCCUGUUUUGGGUUUGGGUGGUACUGCCAGUCAAUCUCUACCUGUUGGCAGUUCAUCUUUGAUUGGCGGAGAAGGAUGGACUUCUGCACUAGCAGAAGUACCUUCUAUGAUUGGAAGCAGUAGUACUGGGUCUCCAACAGCGCAACAAACUGUUACUCCAACCUCUGGGUCUGUACUUUCAAGUACAUCAGUUGGUCUUAACAUGGCUGAAGCUUUGGUGCAGGCUCCAUCUCGAUCUCAGUCAAUUCCUCAGGCUUCGGUCAAAACCCAAAGGCUUGAAGAACUUGCUAUUAAGCAGUCAAGACAGUUGAUUCCAGUGACACCAUCAAUGCCUAAGGCUUUGGUUAAUAAUUCUGAAAAAUCUAAGCCGAAGGCAACACUCAGAAAUUCCGAGAUGAAUAUGGUUGCCAAGAGUGUGCCACAGCAACCCUCUGCAUUGCAUAUUGUUAAUCAUUCUGUCCGCAAUGGAAAUGCCAAAGUUGUUGAUGCUCCAAAGACAUCUGGAAAGUUCACUGAUCUUAAAUCUGUGGUAUGGGAAAAUGGUGUUUCUCCUACGGCGAAGGAUGCUUCAACUCCAACAAAUUAUUCUAACAGCAAACCCGGAAAUCAUCUGGCUGUUCCUUCUGCAGUUGCUUCUGCGCCUUUGAGGAACACCAAUAACAUUAAAUCCACCACAGAGCGGAAACCAGCUUCUUUGGACCUGAAAUUAGGUUCCACUGCAGAUAAGAAACAGUUUGCUUCUCAAGUGAAGAGCCGACAUGAUUUCUUCAAUCUCAUUAAAAGGAAAACUCUGAACUCCUCAGUUCUUCCGGAUUCUAGCUCCGUGGUUUCAUCUGCCACAUCUGACAAAUCUGGUGAAGUGAAUAUGGAAGCAGUUGGACCCCCUGCAAGCCUUCAAGAUCUUGGAAAUAGUACUGAAAUGACUAGCAAUGGUAAUGCCCAUUUGGAGAAUCACAGACUUCCCAACAUCAGAUUGAAAGAUUCAACUCCUGAUGAGGAAGAAGUUGCAUUUCUUCGUUCUCUUGGCUGGGAGGAGGAUUCUGGUGAUGAGGAUGAAGGCCUCACAGAAGAGGAGAUCAAUACAUUUUAUCAGGAGUGCUUGAAAAUGGGCACCACCACAUUAAAGCUAUGCCCAGGCAUGCAGCCAAAGUUGUCCAAAUUUUUUGAAUCUUAUGCUACUAACUUGAAUGGAGCUUCUGCUGGGUCGAGUACUUCCGACUCUGGAUCUGAAGUUUGAACUAUUGGUUGUAUCAUGAAUAGAUCCUGGCUAGUAACAUUCUUCUCUUUUGAUUUUAUAGAAGGCUGGUGAUUUGGGAGGGAAAAAAGAGGGUGGGUUUUGUUUGGAACCAUGCGUUUGCAAAUAUUGCAAUAAGUUACAGGUGCCUCAAGCCUGCCUGCCUGCUUAACAGGGGAUUUUUUUUGUUCUGAGGCGUGGUAAAAGUAAUAGGUUGGUUGGGUAGGUAGUAGCGUAGGGGUUAUUUUGUCUGCAGGAAGGUUCUGGGCAAUUUCAUCUUUUGGGGUACUUUCAUAUACGUUUUUCUUUCAAGAGGGUUUGAUUUUAAAUGAUAAAAGUUUAUGACUUUUUUUGGUAAAUUUACAAACAAACAAAAUUAAAAGUUUAUCAAUUUAAGUUCUUGUUGA
Messenger RNA from Medicago truncatula (barrel medic), 3239 nucleotides. Its product is annotated as mediator of RNA polymerase II transcription subunit 1. The coding region runs from base 979 to 2835 and encodes 618 amino acids. The record is from RefSeq and is a predicted model, not a curated record. Lineage: Eukaryota; Viridiplantae; Streptophyta; Magnoliopsida; Fabales; Fabaceae. The transcript has 5 exons.